UGGCUGCCUACUGUUCACCGACGGCAUUUUUAUUUACGUUUCAUGUGCUGUCGUUCUUCAGCUUUCUAAAGAGACACGGGACAAACACGUCUCUCUGAACACACAUUACACUUUAAUAUUGUUGUUCGUCGAGGACGUCAGUGACGUUACACGUAUCUGCGUCAGUGCGCUGUCCUCACACACACGGACUGUUUCGUUUCGCUGAGCUGUCAACAUUGGUGUCAGUUUCGAGUUUGCCUUUGUCCAGCCCUGUGCUAGCAUAAAAGCAUAGAGCUGUCACAUCUCACACCGGAAUAUCCGCUAUGUUCAGCCUCAUCCAGUCUUCUUACUUCAGAGUCAGCCCUGCCUUUAUCAACACAGAACUGGGGAAGACCAAGAUGAGAUAGCGAGAGGGCAGCGCGGAGGGCAAUCACACAGCACGCCAAUCUGACCACACGUACAGCACACCAUGUUUGGCAAUCUGUUUGAAGAGGACGACGAAGAGGGAUCUUCUUCCAUUUCCUCGAAGGGCAGAGUCCUGAAGGGGCCCGAGGAGCCGCCUCCACCCCGAGGAAGGAGCAAUCUGUGCGGCAUCAAGAACCAGGGAGGCACUUGCUACCUCAACUCUCUGCUGCAGACCCUGCUCUUCACCCCGGAGUUCAGAGGGGAACUGUUUAGUCUGGGCCCAGAGGAGCUGGGAUGUCUGGAAGACAAAGACACACCUGGAGCCAAAGAAAGUGUGAGGGUCAUUCCCCUGCAGCUGCAGAGGCUGUUUGCUCGCCUCCUACUGGUGGACCAGCAGAGUGCCUCCACGGCCGAGCUCACAGGCAGCUUCGGCUGGAACACCACUGAGGGAACAAACCAGCAUGAUGUGCAGGAGCUGAACAGGAUUCUGUUCAGUGCUCUGGAGCACUCCCUGGUGGGCACCAGUGGAAGCUCCUUUAUAAACCGCUUGUACCAUGGCACCAUUGUCAACAGCAUCGUGUGCAAGGAGUGUGGCAAUGUGAGCCAAAGACAGGAGGACUUCUUGGACCUGACAGCGUGUGUAUGUGGAGUGUCCAGCCUGGAGGAGGCACUAUGGAACAUGUUUGUGGAAGAAGAGGUCUUUGAGGGCAAUAAUCUGUACCGCUGUGCUCAGUGCAAUAAGCUUGUCACAGCUGCCAAGUCUGCAAAGAUGAGGAAGCUCCCUCCGUUUAUGACCAUGUCUCUGCUGAGGUUCAGUUUUGAUUUUGCCAAAUGUGAGCGAUACAAAGAGACCGGCCGCUACAGCUUCCCCCUCAGCAUCAACCUGCGGCCCUUCUGUGAACUGAGAGAGGGAGAGGACUCUGAUUACUCUUACGAGCUGUUCUCUGUCAUCAUCCACAAGGGCGGUUGCUAUGGCGGCCAUUAUCACGUUUACAUUAAGGAUAUUGACCAACUUGGCCGAUGGGAGCCUCCAGAGGACGACUCUAAACCCAAGACAAAGAAGAAAACUACUGAUGGUAAAGUGUAUGCACCAAAGCCACAGGAGGACGACCCACUGUCCAUCCUCACUGCCAUUAUCGGCCAGGAGCCUUCCAAGACUGUUCUAGUGGACCAACUCGGCCAAAAACUCAUGGAUAAGUUUGGUUUCUCAUGGAAUAAAAAGUUUAAAAAGCAAUAUGGAGCCAUAGGGAAGUUCCUACAGUCCCACAGUGAUGUCUUCAUGCUGGUUUCUAAUGGUUCCCGGGUAGCACUGAAAGUUAACCCCCCCAGCCCCAUGACAGAGCCCACAGGACCAGAGCAGUGCACCGACUCUGGGGUAGGAACCACUGACGUACGGGCUGAAGGGGACCAGGAGGCGGAGGAUCUGCCAGAGGGCAGCCACUGGUUCGACCUGAAUGACUCCACAGUGACCUCCAUCAGAGAGGCCGACAUAGAGAAGCAGUUUCAAGGCAAAGAGAGUGCCUACAUGCUGUUCUACAGGAAAACACAGCUGCUCCGGCCCCCACAAGCACUGAACAAUCCUCAAUAUAAAGUUCCCUCUCAGCUCAUCAAGAUGGCUGAGGAGGAAAACGCCAAACUACAGCAGACCCGUGAGGAGUUUGAAGCCACUAACAACACUAUAGAACUGCACCUUCACUUAGCCCCAUUGUAUAAACUAGAAAAUGGAGCCCUGCAACUGAUCUGCAAGGAACAGGAGGGGACCACCACCCUCAGCUUUGAUCGCAGGAAAACAGUGGGAGACCUACGCUUAACCAUCUAUCAGAUGCAAGACCCCUGGGACGGAGACAUGGCUCUGACAGUGGCUAAAAGUCUUCCAGCUGGGCUUCAUUUGUACAAUACUCUCACAGAUGAUGGUGUGUCACUGUACAGCGCAGGCAUUACAAAUAACACUGAUCUGUUUGUGUGGAAUGGCAAAGAGGUGUGUGGGGCUGCUGUCCUUACUGGAGCUGAGUGGGAGCCUGUGCUGCUCACCGUAGUCCGCCCUUUCCUUGGCCUCGACUCUGAAAUCAACAUGGAGGACACUGGCGAUGAAGACCACCCCCUAUGUGAGGGACAGGCGCCUGGGCUGAGGAGGGAGGCCCGGGGUUUUGCCGGUGCUGCUACCCUGGGAGAGGUCAAGGCAGCCCUGGGCGAGCCUAAGGACAGUGUGCUGUGCCAGGAGGCUCGGGGAAGGGUGGAGCGCGGCACAGGGGAGGGUGGAGGGGCCAGUGGCUGGAGGGUGUUCCCCCCAGACGACAUGCAGCGUACCUUGAAGGAGCUGUCUCUGAAGGAUGGGGACGCUCUGCUAGUGCUGGAGCCACAGUCGUUUGACAGCAGUGUUUUCACUCUAAACGGAAAUGUGGUAACUGUGACAACACCAUCUGACUGCCGCUGGCUUGAGGUGGAGCAUCAGCCCAACAUACGGCAUGGUGAGAAAGAGGAGGAGCCAAACAAAGUCAAAGUGCUUGCUACCGGAAACACUCUGCUCAUGGAGGUCAAGCAGAGGGCGCUGGAGAAAAUACAAGAGCUAGAGCAGAGGCUACUGGAAGGUGCAGAGUACUGCCUCAGACAGGUGGACUGUACGGGGAAACUCCUGCCUCCAGUGUGUGAGGAGCUGAGUGUGCGUGAAGCGGGCGUCCGACUCAUGACCACACUGAUGCUGUGCUGCGGACGGGCCCCCAAGGCCUCACAGCUUUUCUUGAACUUUUCUGUGGGUGUGGCGCCCUCUGCUGGUUUGGAAAUGGAUAUAAUUGUGGAAAAGACUUUCACUGUCAAAGAGUGUCUGAAGCAAAUGCUGGAUGCUGUUGGUCUGGAUGGCACUGGCUGGCACCUGAGACGCCUUGACUGGUGUGAGGAGGUUGGAGAACCACUGAUGGACGAAGAUGCACCACUGCCUGAUCUGAAGAUAAACAACGGAGAGACUCUGAUCAUUACAGAAGGACAACUGCCUCCAAAGGGUUUCCUGAAGCUGUGUGUGUGGUUGUUUGAGGGUGAGAGCAGGCCUUGCACUCACAAUGGCUUUACAGAGGAGACAGUGAAUGGAGGAAACCAUGUCCCUCUGUGUGGCUGUGCAUCCCCAGAGCUCAGGGACGUGGGACAAGUAGAGAUAUCAGACGAGGCCUCACUAGAUGACCUCAAAACACAGGUGCUGACUCUGCCUGCCUUGUCAGAUCUGUGCGUGCCCACCUGUGCCUUCCUCAGACUAUGGCAGCUAGAGGGGAGGAGGCUGGGGCGGGUACUCAGGGGACCACAGCUCACACUCAGGAAGCUGAAGCUAAACAGUGGGACCAGUAUCUGCAUUCAACAGCUUUUUAAAGAGGAAGACCUCGGGCCUAAAGAGGUGGUCCUGAGUGUGAAGAUGGGCGUUCCCGGUGAGGGGCGGUACUAUCCCACAGAGGAGCUGCUCUGGGAUGCUUCUAAAGACCCCUCCCCCCGCUCCCUGCGCUCCUGCCUGGCCUCGCACUACGGCCUGUCUCCAGACUCUCUGCUCCUCGCCAAGUUUCAGCCCGAUAAACACAACUGGGAGGAGAUCUCUUCCUGGAAUCAGCAAGUUUCCAAAAAGAAGAAGAAAAAGAGGACUGAAUCCUUAUUGGGAGGUCCUUUCCAUCUGACAGACGGAGACACUGUCGGUGUGAAGAAUCUUCUGAUUGACAACAACAGGGACUUCUGCACCACAGAGGACAGGCUGUGUCAGCAGAGGCUCAGAGAACAAGCACAAAUGAACACAGGAGAUCAGGCCACAGGCUUCAACUGCGUUGAGCAAAAGAAGAAAGGCAGACAAGCCAAAGUCAGGAAGCCAGAAGUGGGACUGUCGAUCAGUGUGGGGGAGUUCAGAUAGCACUCAGCCUUCACUGCACCUUCACAGCAUCAAUAUAAACUCAUGUCCCCACUGUAUUUUAUUGUAAAUGAACUCCUCUAUGCAAUAUUUGUGCUUGUAACAACAUAUUGGCUUCUUCCACAUUUUGUCUAAUAUCAAAAUUAUACAUCAUGAAAGCAUUUAUAGUCACCAAUUUGUACCAAACACUGCGGUGUAUUUGUUAUUUUUUUGGAAAUCUUUUGUAAAUUGAUUUUUAAAUUUUUUUUUUGUUCGUUUAGCAAGCAAAUACUGUAUAAAUUGUCAGGCAGGGCAAAUGUGUACCUGUACCAGCUGCUGCCAGUGAUCAAACUUUGAUAUGAGGAUGGCCAGAAUAAGUUGUUUUAAAGUACAUAUGACAAGUUUUCAUGUUUUUCUAAUUCUGAGUUGGUUUGGAGGGAUAGCACCUGUGAUAAAUAUUUAUCAUAGUUUUACAUCAAGUGAGUGGCAGUUUGUGGAGGAAAAAAAGUUGAAGUUGAAAAAUGCAAAAAUACAGGAAGUAGCGCUGAGUUCUUAAACAGAAUACCUCUACGUAUGUUAUCACCAUGGAAACAUCCAACCAAAAUGCACAAGAAACCUUAAACCUUCAUUUAAGAUAUCAAAGGUGUUGUAAUUUAUUUUUAUAAGUCUAAUCAUAACUGCCAUGCAAUGUAGACACGUUUUGUACCUUGUUAACAUUAUGGUUGCUAGGUAACAGUUAGGACAUAUGUAGAGGUAAUUCCAUAUCUGCCACCUUUGUCCAAACAGGAAGUAAAAUUAUAAACUUUACUAAAAUAAAAUAACCAGACAAGAUUUUUAGUAACAUCUCAAAUAUAUUUUUGUUACUAUGUUUUAGUCAAUUUAUAGUCUAGGCUGUCAUAUGCCCUUUAAAUAAAUACUUAAGUUUAAUUGUUCAGCUAAAGGGAGAGCAUGGCCUUAAGCAGAGCAGUCUGAGAGCAGCUCUGUCCUCACUACCUCUCUCUCCCUCUCAUUUCUUUUCUUCUAAAGGUGCACUCUGUCACUUUUCUGGAUGAGGGCCUACCACUUGCUUGUCUCCAUGGAGAUGUUACUGCUUUGCCCAUAAUGUUCCACAAUAUUACAAUAAACUUCAUGGAGGCAAGCAGGGGAUACUAAGUUACAGGUCAGAUCUGUGGAGUAAGAAUCCAUGUUAAUAUUUGUCUUGUAACAUGAACGUGUAAUUGAAUAAUAAUGUAAUGUUAAAUGAAACAAUCUAAAAUAUAUAUUAUGCCUUACUCUGGAACAUCCCUGAAGCAAUAGCAUUUCCAUGGAAACAAUCACGUGGCAGACUCACCUCCAGAAAAGUGAUGUAUUGCAUCUUUAAAUGAACACUUUUGGCUUUAGUUUGCAAAGUUAGUGUUAUAAUGAAUCUAAACCAUGACAGUAAUGUGCUGCAUUUUGUGUUUCUUAGUUGCAGAUUUUGUUAAAAGUUUUCUGGCCUUCAUCUGUGCCAAGAAUUUUUGUUUAAAACAUGGUGAAAAUCGCCUACACGAAUUAAUAACUGUAAAAUAUAAAUAACACUGUAAUUUGUUGCCAAGAAAUGCUCCUAUUUCCUGUAAAAAUGUACUACAUCAUUAUCCAUACAAUAUUUUAUGAAUUUAAAUAAAAUUAUAUCAACAGCAGUACCACUGAUUUGAUUUGAAAAUGCCCCUGACCUCUGGGGUGCUCCAGGGGUCAAUCCUGGGACCCCUGUUGUUUAAUCUCUAAAUACUGCCAUUAGGCCAGUUAAUAUGCAGCAUCUGUGUCUGACUGGCAGCAGGUGAAUAUGGACCACUUCACUCUGCCACUGCAGCCAACAGAUCAGUGUGUGGAUGCAAAACAAAUUUCUCCAGUUAAGCUCAGACAAGACUGAAGUCACAGUCUUAGGCCCACAGAAACAUAGAGAAAGUAUCAACAGUCACCUCCAGUCCCUCUCUCUAAAACAUUUAAAUGAACUUUUUUUUUCUUUCAAACUUUAAUGGCCAAAUCAAAUCAAUAACAUCUGCAGAGGUUUACCAUCUAAAACACUGCAAAAAUUUAAGACAUACUGUCAAAACCAGACUUAGAGAGACUUAUCCAUGCAUUUGUCUCCAGACUACUGUACUGUUCACUGGCCUCUCCAAAUGAGGGUUAAGACAACUGCAGUACAUCCAGAACACUGCUGCUCAGGUCCUGACUAGAACCAGGAAGUACUUCACACAUGUUAAUUUUAUGAUGAUUGUUUAUGUUUUGAUUUGUUGUAUUGUGAUUUUAAUGUAUUUCUUAUUUCAUAAAGCACUUUGUGUAUGAAUUGUGCUAUACAAAUAAACCUGCC
Messenger RNA from Periophthalmus magnuspinnatus, 6566 nucleotides. It is a transcript of the gene usp40, whose product is annotated as ubiquitin specific peptidase 40. Gene Ontology annotation, molecular function: cysteine-type endopeptidase activity; cysteine-type deubiquitinase activity. Gene Ontology annotation, biological process: protein deubiquitination. Gene Ontology annotation, cellular component: cytosol; nucleus. The record is from RefSeq and is a predicted model, not a curated record. Lineage: Eukaryota; Metazoa; Chordata; Actinopteri; Gobiiformes; Gobiidae. Bases 449 to 4261 code for a protein of 1270 amino acids. The transcript is spliced from 30 exons.